Molecule: messenger RNA, 1128 nt
Organism: Heteronotia binoei (common prickly gecko)
Lineage: Eukaryota; Metazoa; Chordata; Lepidosauria; Squamata; Gekkonidae
Gene: MYDGF
Product: myeloid derived growth factor
Exons: 6
Coding region: 115-630 (171 amino acids)
Biological process (GO): positive regulation of angiogenesis; positive regulation of endothelial cell proliferation
Source: RefSeq, a predicted model, not a curated record
UUUCAAAGGCGGCCUCCGCGGCCUCGCGCGGAAAAGGGCAAAAGGCACCCGGAAAAGAGCUCUUAAAAUGACCCUUCCGGCUAGCCGUCGCAGCGACGGUAAGGCUUUUCCAAGAUGGCGGCGCCCAGAUCUGUCGGUGAGCGGCAGCUCCGGGAUAGUUUACUGGCAUUUUUUCUCCUCUCCCGUGUCUUUUAUGCCGCAGCCGGGACGGAAGAAGGCGCCAGCACAGCCGAAUUCGACGUGAGGCCUGGAGGAAUAGUCCACUCUUUCUCCAAGAGCCUGGGAGAUUAUGAAUGCACUUUUACCUAUGCAGCUCAAGGCGGGACAAAUGAGCAAUGGCAGAUGAGUGUCGGAGUCAGUGAAGACAACUUACUGUUCUCGUGUUCAGUCUGGAGGCCCCAGGGAAAAUCCUAUCUCUUCUUUACCCAGUUUGAGGCAAAGGUGAAGGGGGCAACGAUCGAGUACGGCAUGGCUUUUUCUUCUGCUGCAGCCGGAGGACAGAAAGAUGUCCCCUUGAAGGAGGAAGAAUUCCAAGUGACAGAAACAGCCGUAUCCCACAAGGAAGGCAAAUUCCGCUCGGAACUCUCCAAGCUGGUGGUCGUAGCGAAAACAACCCAUGACGAGUUGUGACCGUGACGCCAGAAACAUCGUGCCUCACUUGGGAACAAGACGGCAGGAAGGAACGGAGGCGUCGGCUGAUAUUUUGCCUGAGGAGGAUUGUCGGAUCAGAAUCGGGGCUCCACUUUUGUAUGCUGGGGCUUGGAGACAUCCCCAAAGCGUUUCAAACUCCAGUGAGAAUUUGGGGGGGGGGGGCGUGCCCCUCUGUCACGUUCUGCUUUAGUGAUCCAGCGGCUACAAAGAGCACCACCCAGGGUGAGGGAAAUAAGUCAGGGGACUCCUCCUCCACCUUCUGCGCUUACUUACAUUGUAGCGAUGGAACAUCACAGAAUUAUUCUUUACCCUUUUAGCUCCUUGAGAACAUUCUCAAACCAAAGAAUGUUUUCUCCCCCCACCCUCCCCAUCUCCAUGCCUCUUCCUUCCCCCAACGUAAUUUGGUCCGAUAGGUAUGAAGGGACUCCGAUUGUGGUUUUUUAAAAAUUUGGAAUAAAUCAAAAUAUGUCUCUUAAA